AUGUCCAACAGCAGCUCCAUCACCCAGUUCCUCCUCCUGGCAUUUGCAGACACACGGGAGCUGCAGCUCUUGCACUUCUGGCUCUUCCUGGGCAUCUACCUGGCUGCCCUCCUGGGCAACGGCCUCAUCAUCACUGCCAUCGCCUGUGACCACCGCCUCCACACCCCCAUGCACUUCUUCCUCCUCAACCUCUCUGCUCUUGACCUUGGCUCUCUCUCAACCACUUUCCCCAAAGCCAUGGCCAAUUCUCUGUGGGACACCAGGGACAUCUCCUAUUCGGGAUGUGCUGCCCAGCUCUUUCUCUUCGUCUUUCUGUUUGGCCUUUUGAUGUCAGCAGAGUAUUGUCUUCUCACCAUCAUGGCCUACGACCGCUACGUUGCCAUCUGCAAACCCCUGCACUACGGGACCCUCCUGGGCAGCAGAGCUUGUGUCCACAUGGCAGCAGCUGCCUGGGGCUAUGGGUUUCUCAGCACUGUCCUGCACACGGCCAGUACAUUUUCACUGCCCCUCUGCCAGGGCAACGUCCUGGACCAGUUCUUCUGUGAAAUCCCCCAGAUCCUCAAGCUCUCCUGCUCACACUCCUACCUCAGGGAAGUCGGGCUUCUUGUGAUUACUGCCUUUUUUGUUUUCGGGUGCUUUGUUUUCAUUGUGGUGUCCUAUGUGCAGAUCUUCAGGGCCAUCUUCAGGGCCGUGUUGAGGAUCCCCUCUGAGCAGGGACGGCACAAAGCCUUCUCCACGUGCCUCCCUCACCUGGCCGUGGUCUCCCUGUUUGUCAGCACUGCAGUGUUUGCCUACUUGAAGCCCCCCUCCAUCUCCUCCCCUCUUCUAGACAUGGUGGUGACUGUUCUGUACUCAGUGGUGCCUCCAGCACUGAACCCCUUCAUCUACAGCAUGAGGAACCACGAGCUCAAGGACGCCGUUAGGAAUCUGAUUUCAUGGAUAUUUGGAAAUCGUUGCUCUGGAGUUGGACCAUUCGGGUACAACUUCACCCCUGUGUCUGCCCCACGUCCCCCCUAUAGCCCCUAUGCACACUCCAUGGCCUCCAUGGCCCCUAUAGGUCUCCGCUAUAAACCCUAUGCCCCCUAUAGGUUCCCCCGCCCAAUUAACCCCGGAGACCUGCCUGGGCGGGGCCUUGUGCAUGUUAAUGAGCCCUCUGGUCCCCCCUACACCCCCUCCAUGAUGGCUAUAAGUGCCCCUAUAGCCCCUAUGGCUCCUAUAGGUCCCCCCUAUAGCCCCUAUGCUCACUCCAUGGCCUCCAUGGCCCCUAUAGGUCCCCCCUACACCCCCUCCAUGAUGGCUAUAAGUGCCCCUAUGGCUCAUAUAGGUCCCCCCUAUAGCCCCUAUGCACACUCCAUGGCCUCCAUGGCCCCUCUGGGUCCCCCCUAUACUCCCUAUGGCCCCUAUAGGUCCCCCAUAUAG
This is a messenger RNA of Calidris pugnax (ruff), 1419 nucleotides long. Its product is annotated as olfactory receptor 14A16-like. The record is from RefSeq and is a predicted model, not a curated record. The transcript has 7 exons. Gene Ontology annotation, cellular component: membrane. Lineage: Eukaryota; Metazoa; Chordata; Aves; Charadriiformes; Scolopacidae. Bases 1 to 1419 code for a protein of 472 amino acids. Gene Ontology annotation, biological process: G protein-coupled receptor signaling pathway. Gene Ontology annotation, molecular function: G protein-coupled receptor activity; olfactory receptor activity.